This is a messenger RNA of Symbiodinium natans, 1155 nucleotides long. The record is from the annotation of a GenBank genome assembly. Lineage: Eukaryota; Dinophyceae; Suessiales; Symbiodiniaceae.
AUGGAUCCUGCAGAGGCCACGGAGGGGACGGACACCUCGCGCCACGCGUGCGCGCGCCGGCUAUUGCGUCUAGGAGCACUGACAAGCACCCUGGUCUUUACCUGCCUGGUUCUCUACGCUUUCACUCUGACCUCGAGCAGCGGCCACACUCGGGUAGGCACGGUGAGGUUUGAAGCCAGGGCGCAAGGCCCGGAAGGGACGAUGCCAGCGAGUCCGACGAACCCCACGAACCCCACAGUGGCGGCAGUGGCGGGUCCACCGGCGAUGGUGUCGAUCGCGCCACCCACCACCACCACCAGCACCACUUCCCGGCUGACCUCAGGCAUCCUCUACGUUAUGCGUUCGGGACACCAAAACUACAAGACCCGGAUCCCCGCCGUGAUGGAAACCUGGGGCAAAGAGGUGAAUUCCACACUGGAUGGUCUCAUCAUCAUAGGAGACCAGAGCUGGCCAGGGCACCGCCCGCCCAUCAUUCGUGCGGAGAUCUGUGGAAACGACCACAGCAAGCAGCUCUGCUGCAAGACGGGCUACGCCCUGAUGAUGGCUGCGCAGCACUUGGAUGAGUUUUCCUGGUUCUUCGUGGUGGACGAUGACAUGUAUGUGAACCUCGAGAAUUCCCGGAAGGUGCUGUCGGGGUACGACCCGUCCAAGCUCAUUGCCCUGGGCAUCCCGGGCUGUGGCCCCGGCUUCUGCGCGGACAAGAAGGGCGGGUUCUGCGGCGGGGGUGGUUACGCGGUGUCCCGGGCCAGCCUGAGAAGACUCAUGGUCCCGUCCCCUGAGGAUUUUCACAAAGAUUUAAUGAAGAAGCUGGCGGUGGAGAAGUCCGGGCAGGCUUGGGACGACAUCAGCAUCUCCUGCUCCCUGAAGCGGCACAACAUCAAGCUCCUACAAAUCAAGGGUCUUCAUGGUUGGCGAAUUGAGGGGAGAGGGAGGCCGCUGAAUAGUGGCUAUGAGAGAGCUAUCAGGUCCCGCAACCCCUUGCCUAUCACUUUUCACUAUCUGACGCCCGACAUGAUGACUGCUAUCCACCGCCGCUUUCAGGAUUUGGGCAAACACAGGCUCCUGGGCAGCAGGAUCCUUCCGAGGCACGCCUAUGACGAGCAGCUACAACAGUACCUUCUGAACAUGAGCAACCGGCACUUUUUCAUGGAGUAA